GGGAACGGCAUGCAAAUAAAGCAACUGAAUAAAUUGACGAAGCAUUAGUCACAUUUCACUUUCAUGGUUCUCAAUUUCAAUUCAUGGCAGAAAAUCAAUGAGCAUUUUGAUUUUGUUCCUCUGUGAUUUUGGUUCCCAGGAAUGGUAGAUUUGAGGCUUUGAGGAUUCACGUUCAUCAGGUCGCAACCUCAGAAUGGGGAAAUCACCCGGAAAAUGGAUCAAAACUGUACUAUUUGGGAAAAAGUCAUCCAAAUCAAAUAUUUCAAAAGGAAGAGAGAAGCUUGUUAACAAAAAGGAAGCAGUGGUUGCUUCUAAUGUGUCGGAUAAUGGUUUGGCUUUUGAUCCAACCCUCACUAAUAUUGCAAGAAAUGAGGAGGACCAAGAAGUGGAGAAUGAAGAAUCUGAAAAUCUUGCACGUGGGAAUCAAGAAAUAGACAUCAUGGAAUCUGUUGACCAAGAUGCACCACCCGAUCCUGAGGUAAUCAGACUGGAGGAAGCUGCAAUACAUGCACAAGCUGCUUUCAGGGGUUACAUGGCUCGCAGGGCAUAUAGGGCCCUAAAAGGCAUAAUAAGGUUGCAAGCACUUAUUCGUGGGCAUUUGGUUAGGAGACAAGCUGUCGCUACAUUAUGCUGUAUGCAUGGGAUUGUAAAGUUACAGGCACUUGUUCGUGGCGGGAGAGUUAGACAAUCUGAUGUUGGAUUUGCAAUCCAUGAGAAGUGCAAUCUAUUUAAGACUCUGGAUGGCAGACUUGUUGAGUCAGUUGGUGUUUCCACAAAAAUUUCAAAGCAGUCUGCAAAUACUUUCGUCUGUAAGCUUCUUUCUUCAUCAACUACAAUAAUGGCUCUGCACCUGCAGUAUGUUGGCGGGGAUCCAAAUUCAGUGUCAAGUUGGUUGGAGCGCUGGUCAGCAUCAUACUUUUGGAAACCACUUCCCCAACUCAAGAAAAUUCGAGACUCGAAAUCUCACAGAAAGCAAAGUAGUAUUUCAAUUGGAGAAGCUCAAAUCAGCAAGUCGAAACGUACCAACAGGAAACUUCCUACUGCUAAUUUUGAAUCAGUCCCCUCGCAUACUAAUCCAGAAUUUGAGAAGCCGAAACGUAAUUUCAGGAAAAUCUCAAGCCAACUGUCAGAUCCAGAUCAGGAAAAUCCACAAAGUGUUCUUGAAAAGGUUAAACGGAACUUGAGAAAGAUUCAUAAUCCUGUUGUUGAGAAUGCUAUUCUGUCCGAAGUUGAAUUUGAGACCGCAAAGCAGCACUUGGUAAAGACAACUGUUUCAGAACGAGGGCUCAUUACUUCUAAUGAAAAGAUCAAGAAGGAAGCAACAUUUUCCAUGUCUAGUGUACCUGAUGUAGAAAUCACUCCAACACUGUCUGAUAACAAGGAAGUAUCUGACAUUUCAAGCAGUUAUACAACAGAAUCAAAGCCCUUGACAGAGACUAAAACUAAAGAUAAAUGCACGUCCGGUGGUGAAGUUAAAAAUGAGUUGUUCUAUGUACCGGAGAUUAAUUUUAAAGAUGCAAACUCUCCAUCAAAAAAUGGACAUUUGGUUCAAGUUGAAGAUCUAACAGCUAAUAAGAACAAGAAAUCUACCCGGAAAGCCUCUAAGCAGGAACAUGCAGAGAAUGGCUUACAGAAUAGUCCUAAAUUGCCAAGUUAUAUGGCAGCAACUGAAUCUGCCAAGGCAAAGUUGCGGGCACAAGAUUCCCCGAGGUUCGAGCAAGAUGUAAGUGAGAGAAAUAGCCCUGCUGGGCGACACUCUAUACCAUCUUCAACUAACCACAAAAUUAGUUCGCAUUCACCCGGGACACGGAGAUCAGUUCAAACAGAUGGCAGAGGGGGGCAUAGAAAUGAAAGGACUAUAUCAUCUUCUAGAGGUGGGAAUGGAAUGGUAGUUCAAGAAGAGUGGAGGAGGUGAUUUAAGGAAGAUUGAUUUUGUGGAGUUGAAAUCCGAAAUGAAGCUAUCUCUGUGUUGAUUUAUCUCUGUGGAAAGAUGUUGAAAUGAUAGGACCAUACUAUGAGCCGUGUUUGAUCAGAUUCUUUCUUCAUUUCCAGCAUAAUUGGCAUUUGAGGGUGAGUUAUGCAACAUAUGUUUCGAGUGUUGCAUGCUGCAACACUAAUAAGUUAGCGUUCUGUUUGUUUCCGGCAUGAUUCCUUGCCUCUCCAUAACGUAUUUCUUUAUUUUUUUCCCUGCGUGUUUGUGAUCAUUAACUUGCACUAUUGUUCUUGUUCCUAAGAACUUUUCUGUUUGGAAAGUAUUGUCUGAUCUCUCAGUGACCACAUUAGUUGAACUAGUUCAAGUGUAGCAUAUAUGUUUUAAAUUA
Messenger RNA from Lotus japonicus, 2321 nucleotides. RefSeq names its product protein IQ-DOMAIN 31-like. NCBI's taxonomy places the organism in Eukaryota, Viridiplantae, Streptophyta, Magnoliopsida, Fabales, Fabaceae. The record is from RefSeq and is a predicted model, not a curated record. Gene Ontology annotation, molecular function: protein binding. The transcript is spliced from 8 exons. The coding region runs from base 194 to 1915 and encodes 573 amino acids.